This is a messenger RNA of Trichoderma breve, 1578 nucleotides long. Its product is annotated as major facilitator superfamily domain-containing protein. The transcript has 3 exons. Gene Ontology annotation, molecular function: transmembrane transporter activity. The record is from RefSeq and is a predicted model, not a curated record. NCBI's taxonomy places the organism in Eukaryota, Fungi, Ascomycota, Sordariomycetes, Hypocreales, Hypocreaceae. Gene Ontology annotation, biological process: transmembrane transport. The coding region runs from base 1 to 1578 and encodes 525 amino acids.
AUGUCAACUACAGAAUCAAUUAGUGACUCUACGAUUGCCGAGCCAAUGACCAUUCCGAUCGACAAGAUCUCGAGCCGAGUUGAAAACAAAGAGGUAGCAGAGGUUGCAGAGAUAUCAGAAAAGACUGAAGGAGAUGUUCGCCCGAUCAAAGGCUUUCGUUGGAUUCUUGUAUGCAUCUCGCUAUACAUCACCUGCUUCCUCUAUGGCCUUGAUACAACAAUCGCAGCGGAUGUUCAGGGGUCUGUAGUUGAAGCACUCGGACACAUAGAACAGCUCGCUUGGAUAGGGGCCGGCUUUCCACUUGGAUCCGUUGCAGUUAUCGUACCGCUCACGGCUGCCUUUACCAACUUUAAUCUAAAAUGGACGUUCAUUGUCACAGUCAUCAUCUUCGAAGUUGGUUCUGUUCUCUGCGGUGCGGCUCCGAAUAUGAACGCCAUGAUUAUCGGUCGAGUCAUUGCUGGAAUGGGCGGAACCGGUAUCUAUCUUGGUUGCCUCAACUAUUUUUCAUCUUUAACAACUCCCAAAGAACGUGGGACUUACAUUACCCUGAUUGGAUUUUGUUGGGGCAUCGGGGCAGUUCUUGGUCCAGUUGUCGGUGUGAUAGGUGGUGCUUUAACACCUAUCUAUCUUUUCCUAUUACCACCACUGCAUCCUGUCAAAGGUGUCUCAAUCCGAACUAGACUUUUACGUCUUGACUUCGUCGGAUUCAUCCUCGGAGCAGCUGUGUGGGCGACAUUUGCACUAGCACUAACAAUGGCUGGUGGACAAUGGCCAUGGAAUGAUGGAAGAACUAUCGCCAUGUUCGUCGUAUUUGGCGUUUUGGUGAUUGGAUAUGCCUUACAACAACGCUUUUGCAUAUUCACCACCCCAGAGACGCGUUCGUUCCCCAUAAAGCUACUCUUCACCCGCACUCACUUGUUGCUAUAUGUGGCCAUGUCGGCUAAUAGCGCAACAAUGUUUGUUUUUCUUUAUUUCUUCCCUAUAUACUUCCAAUUUGUUCACAAUGAUACGGCCUUGGAAGCUGCUGUCCGCCUAUUACCAUAUGUCAUCAUCACAGUGACAUUCAACCUCGCAGCCGGCCGUCUACUAUCCAAGGUGAAACGAUAUAUGCCUAUAUAUGUCAUUUCGGGAGUCUUCUUGACGAUUGGUGGCUCAUUUAUGGUUGCUUACCUGAAGCCAUCGACUUCCAUAUCUGUCAUUUAUGGCCUGUCCGUGCUUAAUGCUGUCGGUACUGGUCUCACUCUUCAGAUUGGCUAUGCCGUUGCAUCCCUUGUUGUGGACCCGAAGGAUAUUGGAGACGCCAUUAGCCUGCAAAAUUUUUCACAAAUUGGUUCAAAUCUUAUCUCGCUCGUUAUUGCCGGCCAAAUAUUUCAAUCGGUUGCUGUCAGAAACCUGGAAAAAAGCACAUUGUUUCAGCAGCUCAGCGGCGAGCUGCGUAACCAAGCUGUUCACGCAAUCACUCAGGCCAUUCAGCAGGCUCUAAUCUUGCUGCCAGUGGGAGGUGGUGUCAUACUACUGGCAGCACUAAUCAUGAAACGAGAGCGUCUCUUUGGAGAAAUUGUAGUCGUUGGAGCAUAG